Wyeomyia smithii (pitcher-plant mosquito) is the source of this 1622-nucleotide messenger RNA. Its product is annotated as transcription factor grauzone-like. Gene Ontology annotation, cellular component: nucleus. Lineage: Eukaryota; Metazoa; Arthropoda; Insecta; Diptera; Culicidae. Gene Ontology annotation, molecular function: zinc ion binding; DNA-binding transcription factor activity. Bases 174 to 1592 code for a protein of 472 amino acids. The transcript is spliced from 3 exons. The record is from RefSeq and is a predicted model, not a curated record.
CUCUCUCUCUGAGUAUCUCUAACCAAAACAAUAAAAAAACAGUAUGCCAUUAAAUUCGUUGGAGUGAAAUUUGGUUUUAUUUUGAUUUAUUUCUUUCUGUUUAAAGCUACAAAUAUUAGAGUUGGCAUUCUUGCCAACUAAUACGUUUUUAAAAUAACACAACAUUAGUAGAUAUGGAGUGCAUAUGUCGACUUUGUGCAGAAAAGAUUGCCAAAGAAAUGUAUUCUAUUGAGGAUCCUGAUUUAAAAAUGAAAAUGGAUUAUGUUUUACGUUUUCCGGUUGAUUUGAAACAGGGAUAUUCAAGCAGUGUUUGUCAGUCAUGUUCGGACAUUAUAUGCAAGUUUUAUCAAUUUGCCGAAAAGGUCAGAUUAAACCAGGAAAAAAAUAUCAUAGAGCGCAGACUAUCGAUUGAGCAAGUAAAAGUGGAAUCUUUGGAAAAAUUUCCAACUGAUCUAGCGACAUCGGUCGAUUUGAAAACGAUAAAACUUGAAUCUGUAUUUGAUGACCAGCAAGAUAGUGGCAAUGGUGAAGAUAUUUUCAUUGAGUUUCAUGAUGACGAUAAUCAGCAAAAUGAAACAAAUAAAAGUGGAUCUUAUGAGCCACAGGAACAAAUGGGCAAACCUGAAGCAAAGAAAAACAAUAUCAAAUCCAAAGAGAAGCGAAAACGAGAAGAUGAACUGCUACAAGAUUUUUAUAAAUUCGUUUGCGAAAUUUGUGAUGAAACUGUUUCAGAUUUCACCCAAUUGAGGCAUCAUUUUAGAAAAAGUCAUAAUUUAAGUGGCUAUGUAAGAUGUUGCAAGCGAAAAUACUUUAAGCGGUGUUACUUGCUCGAGCAUAUAGAAAAGCACAUCAAUCCAGAAGCAAGUCAAUGUGAAAUAUGCAAGAAAAAUUAUGCUGAUAAAGAAUGUUUGCAAAUUCAUAAAAUUCAAGCUCAUGGCAAUAUAGAAGAUAGGCCUUUCAAGUGCGAGUUAUGCAAGAGUUCUUUUUCUCGUCGGAGUAUGUUGAAUAACCACUUGAGCACCCACGAAAAAGCCCAAUGUCCGCAGUGUGAUCGAAUAUUAGCGAGUAAAUCUAGUCUUUCGGUUCACCUGUUGAAUGUACACAGUGGGAAAAGACAUACUAAAAUUUGUGACUCUUGUGGUAAAGAAUUUCUUUCUAAAGGGGCAUAUGAACAUCAUUUAAAAAAACAUCAGGGCAUAGAUACUACUGAAAAAAAAGUGCAAUGCAAAAUUUGUCACAAAUGGCUUGCAGGAAAGGUUAUAUACAAGCGACAUAUGCGUUACAUACAUAAUGAAAAGGGUCAAUCAUUCAUUUGUGAUGUGUGUAAACAGGUAUAUCCUAAUUCGCGAGCACUAGCAAUUCAUAAAAAUUCAGUUCACGUGGAUGCAACUUUUGACUGUACAAUUUGUGACAAGAAGUUCAAGCGCUCACGUAGCUUGAAGGAACAUAUGGCUAAUCACACUGGUGAAAUGUUGUACAACUGUGCAGUCUGCGGAGUCGGAAUGAAUAACAACGGUAAUCUCUAUACUCAUAUGAAGAAAUGUCAUCCCAAUGAAUGGUUGUCGAGAAAAACUAAAACCAAUAAAAAUUGAAAGCUCGAGAAUCUCGGAGUAUUCACCGUC